This is a messenger RNA of Gavia stellata (red-throated loon), 1404 nucleotides long. Its product is annotated as leucine-rich repeat-containing protein 74B. Gene Ontology annotation, molecular function: protein binding. The transcript is spliced from 9 exons. Bases 1 to 1119 code for a protein of 372 amino acids. The record is from RefSeq and is a predicted model, not a curated record. NCBI's taxonomy places the organism in Eukaryota, Metazoa, Chordata, Aves, Gaviiformes, Gaviidae.
AUGGCGGCGGCGGCGGCAGCGGCGGGGGGUGGUGGCAGCGGCGCGGACGGGGGGAGCUCGGGCGAGGAGGACGCCGGCGGCCCGGUGGGAGAGAGCCGUUACCUGGCUGCGUGCCGGGCCUGCGGCGUGACCCCAGCCUCCGGCCUCCUGCGGUGCACGCCGGGCCCCACGCUCAGCCUGCGGCACCGUGGCCUGGGCCCGCGGGGUGCCAAGGCUUUAGCUCUUUCCUUGAUGGGCGAUACCUCUAUCCUCACGUUAGACCUGAGUGACAACUGGCUGCAGGGAGAAGGGGCAGCUGCAAUUGCGGAGAUGCUGAAAGAAAACUGCUACGUUUCAGCUGUUGAUUUAUCUGACAACAAAUUAGGCGUUGAAGGAGCUAAGGCCUUUUCCGCUAUGCUUCUAGAAAAUACUACAAUUGUUUCCCUCCAGCUCUCAGGAAAUGAAUUUGAUGAUCAUGCAGCGAAGUAUUUAGCAGAUGCCAUCACAGCAAACAGCAAAGUGGAAAUUCUGGAUCUGAGUUACAACAUGUUUGGAGACAAAGCAGGUGAAAUUCUUGGAACAGCAAUAGCAGAAAACAUUGGAUUAAAGGAACUUAAAAUCAGCUGGAACCAUUUCCAUAGCCAAGGGGCAGCUGCCUUGGCCAAAGGCGUGGGGGCAAACGUAUUUCUCAAAGUGCUGGAUGCUUCCUACAAUGGCUUUGGCAACAGCGGAGCAGCUGCCUUGGGGGAGGCUCUUAAAGCCAACAACGUGCUGGAAGAGCUCAACAUUAGCAACAACCGUAUUUCGGUGGAAGGAGCUCUGCACAUUGCAGCUGGCCUGAAAGAAAACAAGACUCUGAAAAGACUUAACAUGACCAGAAAUCCCAUGCAGAGUGAAGGCUGCCGUGGGGUCCUCAAAGCUCUACAAGCAAAUUCUGGCACUGGCAUAGAGAUCCUGGACUUGCCAGACAUCCAUGUGAACAAAGAGCUUGUAGAGCUGUGUGAUGCUGUGAAAAUACUUUUCCCAAAUCUUCUUCUCAGAUAUGGUGGAAACACGAAGUUGCGGAGGAAAAGUCAGUCGAAGGCUGAGCUUUGGACUCAGCCCAAAGUGGUUGGUAAUUCUCAGAAUGCAGUGGCUUAACAUGAGUCUCUUUGGGGCUGCUGCUUCGGCACCUCUGCCUAACACUCACCAAGCCCAUGACACAAGGAUGUGCCAGGGCAGUGCUAAGGCAGGAUCUGUGCAAAUAUUGGCUACUUCAUCAUUGCUGACACUUGGAAGUUUUUUCUCUCUUUUCGCUUUUAAGAUUUCUGCUACAACCAGCUCUGAGACUCUUCCAGCACAUGCAAGAGCAUCCUUAUGGGUGAGAGUCCAGGGGCUCCUUUUUAAUCAUCAUCUUUGUGUGUAGGGACAUUUGUCUGGUGGAAC